Messenger RNA from Erinaceus europaeus (western European hedgehog), 2780 nucleotides. It is a transcript of the gene CDHR4, whose product is annotated as cadherin related family member 4. The record is from RefSeq and is a predicted model, not a curated record. NCBI's taxonomy places the organism in Eukaryota, Metazoa, Chordata, Mammalia, Eulipotyphla, Erinaceidae. Gene Ontology annotation, cellular component: membrane. Gene Ontology annotation, molecular function: calcium ion binding. The transcript is spliced from 20 exons. Bases 356 to 2683 code for a protein of 775 amino acids. Gene Ontology annotation, biological process: homophilic cell-cell adhesion.
UCCGGAUUCCCCAACUCCAGGACAAGUCUCUCCCCCAACCCAGCCCCCAACUUCCUUGGCUGUAGAAAUGUCUCCGGGGGCCGGGCGGUGGCGCACCGGGGGAAGCACACACGUCACCAUGCGCAAGGACUCGGUUCGCGCCCCUGCUCCCCACCUACAGGCUUCCUGUUGCCCUUCUCAAGUCUAGAGCUGAGUUAACAGGAAUGGGUGGAGCCCAAAUCUGGGAGACCCAGAAGUCCUACCUACCUGCUUGUGUUUGAGCAACGGACCUGGCAACGGGGUUGAGUGUGACAAACGCCUGACCAGCCUGGUCUGGAGCUUCUGGAGCUUCCACUGCUCGUGUCAUCACGCCAUCAUGGUGCUGCUCAGGUCCCCGGCACUCCUGCUUGUGCUGGCUGUCUUUGAGUUCCACUGUCUGCCCUGGAGCAUACAUAUCUCCGAGAGCCAGCAACCCGGCACCGUCUUCCAGUCUUUCUCCUUCAACUGCUCCUUCUAUAUCCCUACCCUGAAGUUGCUCUCUGUGAUGCCUCCUACCACCUUUUUCAACCCACCCAGCUUGACAAGGUGGAAAGGGGUCUAUAGGGCCGAGAUGACCUUGAGCAGCUCGUCCCAGCUGGAUGCCCUGGUAGUGAACCACUACACACUGCAGCUGCAGUACACGUGUGGCAACUAUGUGUUGGCGGAGCCUCUCUUUGUGAAUGUGCAUCGGGAUCUUAGCCACAUCCGGUGUGCCAGUCGAUUUGCAAGCCCAGCUGGGGGAGUCAUCCAGGUGCAAGAGACAGUCACACCUGGGGCCCAGCUGCACAUUCUCCUGCUCCCAGGCCUGGAACCCCAGGGAGCCCAGAUGAGAAUCACCAGUGCCCAGGACCCUCCAUACUUCCCCGGACCUUUCUCCAUUGACAGGCUGGGUUGGCUGUGCGCACCCUCCCAGGGCUUGAGAGGCCAGGCUAAAAAGGUGUUCCAGCUUCAGGUCUUACUGAACUUCGGAGUGAAUGGGAGCUGUCAUGGGAUGCUGGUGGUCAAAGUUCUGCCUGUUCCCUCCCGCCAAGUCUCUUUCCCGAAGCAGUACCAGAAUAGAACCAUCCUAGAGGACACGGUCCCUGGGAGUAAGGUGACUGAGGUCAAGGCCAAGGGCUUCGAUGUUCGAUACGAGAUUCUCUCGCCAGUACCCUGCCUGUUCUUUUCUAUUGGUCGCGUCGAUGGCAUAGUCCGGACCACUGCCCCACUGGAGUUGACUCUGACCCCAGGCGUGGCGGUCACUAGGCUGAGGGUGAGAGCCUUCGAGCGGCUCUGGCCAUGGGUGAGCGACGAACUCGAGCUCACGGUGGAGGUGGGGAAGGUGAACCGCUGGCCCCCUCGCUGUUACCCAGCGAUGCUGCUGACUCAAGUUCCCGAGGACGUGCCUGUGGGCACCGUGCUGAACGCCUUCACUUGCACUGACCCAGACUCUGCGGGCUCCCCCCUCGACUACCAGCUGCUGUUCCAAACCCCCCCUGAUUCAGGCAGCCUCUGCCUUCAGAACAGGGUCCUGGAGGUGAAUGACACCCUGGACUGUGACACUCCCGGGGCCUGCUCUCAGCAUGCUGCCUCCAUCCUGGUGCUUGAUGACGGCCAUCCCCGUAUGAGCACUGAGGUGCCAGUACUGGUGGUGGUGACGCCUGUCAACGAGUUCUCCCCAGCCUGCAAACCCACCACAUUCCGGGUUCUAGAAGAUGCAAAGCCCCACACUCCGCUGGGCUCUGUGGUGGGCACCGACAGGGACUACCCGCACGACAGCGUUGAGUACUACCUCUCAGGCAGCCCCACCACCUUCGCAGUGGACCGUGUCAGCGGGGAGGUGUUCCUCCUGGGGCCUCUGGACUAUGAGCUACGGAGGCUGUACAGGCUCACUGUCCUGCUGAUCGACCAGGGCCAAGACCAGGACCCCAACCACCACCUCACAGGCUCCUGCACCAUCACCAUCGAAGUGGAGGAUGUGAAUGAACACACCCCCAUGUGUGAGCCCCCAUUUCAAGAGCUCACCAUCCAUACUCUUCUGGGUCGUAGUGUAGAAGUGGCCAAGAUGUCGUGCCGAAUUCCCCAAGAGCCGCUGCGUCAGGCCUUCUCGUACAGCAUUAUUGGAGGGAACAGUCAGAGCCGGUUCAGCUUGCAGGGUGCUGUCCUGAUACACAACGACCUCAUGUUGAGGCCCUUCUGGCUGGAGAAGCCCCAGACUUAUGAGCUCUUGAUCCGUGUGGCCGAUGCAGGGCCCAUCACCCCCCACCUCAGCACCACAGCUACUGUCAUUGCCCAUCUAGUCCCCUGGAGGACCACCACAGUGGCCAUGAGUACUCACCAAGCCACAGUCCCUUCCUCAGUGACACCCUUGCUUGUGAUGAACACUGAGACUUUCUGGGAGCCAGAGCCCUGGUUUGUGGUGGUACUGACAGUGACCAGUGUCCUCUCCCUCUUGGCUAUGGGCUGGCUCCUCCGGAGGUGGACCCAAGCACCAAGCAAACCAGCCCUGGCUCUGCUGUCAAACAGUAUCCAGGGAACUGAACCAUCCAUGAAGGUACCACGGAGGGAGAUGCCCCAGGUACCCAGCAACCUCACGAGCCUGCACUUUGACGGCAGAGCACAGGACUCCCGCACCGGCAGAGAGUACCUGUUCAAUACAGACACGGGAGCCCGGCGCUGGCUCUGAGCCACGCAGCAGCUUCCUUAUGUUUGAAUUCCUUCUUCACGUGAUCUUGGGCUGUGUUUUCAAGUUGAUUCAAUAAUAAACAAAGUUACAAACAGAA